AUGGCUUCGCGAGACAAAGCCGAGGGCGACUCGGCCGCGAGCGCCGGGCCCAGCGCCGGCCCCAGCGCCGACCAGCCCGACCAGCCCGACCAGCUCGCCAGCACCGCCUUCAACGAGGGCGAGAGUGACGAAUUCGAGUUUGGCGGCUCCUUGGGCGCCCUGGGGUUGAUGAUGGGCUUCCCCCUGCUCAUGUGGUACAUGUGGAUUGGCGCAACCUACUACCACGGCAAACUGCCCCUUCGCAACGACGACCAGACGUGGCUCCAGUUCGGCGGCCAUCUCGCCCGCCUCGUCUACCAAGGCGCGUUCCCGACCGCCAAGGCGUGGGCCAUCUACUGGGCCUUCUUCGUCCUGGAGAUGCUCAUGUACUGCUUCAUGCCUGGCGUCCUGGUGCAGGGCCGCCCUCUCCCCCACCAAGGUGGUCAACGUCUGCCGUACUACUGCUCCGCCUACACGAGCUUCUACGCAACCAUUGCCGCCGCCGCCCUGCUCCAUGUCACCGACGUCUUCCCCCUGUACACCCUCGUCGACGAGUUCGGGUCCAUCAUGACGGUGGCUAUCCUCUCGGGCUUUCUGAACAGCUUCGUCGUCUACGUCCAGGCUGUUGUCCGAGGGAGGACCCAUCGUCUGACAGGGCAUCCCAUCUACGACUUUUUCAUGGGCGCCGAGUUGAACCCCAGAAUAGGCAUUCUCGACUUCAAGAUGUUUUACGAAGUGCGCAUCCCGUGGUACAUCUUGUUCUUGAUAACGGCCGCCACCGCUUGCAAGCAGUACGAGCAAUACGGUUACGUCUCGGCAGAGGUCAUGUUUCUGGUCAUGGCGCACUACCUCUACGCAAAUGCCUGCGCCAAGGGGGAAGAGCUGAUUACUUCUAGCUGGGACAUGUACUUUGAGAAGCUCGGCUUCAUGCUCACAUUCUGGAACAUGGCUGGCGUGCCCUUCAGCUACUGCCACUGCGCGCUGUACUUUGCAAACCACCCUCCUUCCGAGUACCGAUGGAACAAGUACGCCUUGGCAGCCCUCCUGGUCGUCUACCUGUUCAUGUACUGGAUGUGGGACACGUCCAACAGCCAGAAGAACUCGUUCCGUCUGAUGGAGCGCCAGGGCAGCCUGGUGUCGCGAAACACCUUCCCCCAGCUGCCGUGGCGCACUCUCAAGAACCCCAAGGCUUUGGAGACGGCAGCGGGGGACCGCAUCUUGGUGGACGGGUGGUUCGGCAUUGUGCGGAAGCCAAACUACGUGCCGGACAUGUUCUUUUCGUUUUCGUGGGGGCUGAUUACCGGCUUCAAGAGCCCCUUUCCGUGGUUCUACCCCGUGUUCUUCAUGACCAUGAUCAUCCACCGCUCCAACCGAGAUAUCGAGCGGUGCAGGCGCAAGUAUGGCGAUGCCUGGAAGCAGUACGAGAAGGAGGUGCCGUACCUAUAUAUACCAUACCUGAUUUGA
Molecule: messenger RNA, 1443 nt
Organism: Ustilaginoidea virens
Lineage: Eukaryota; Fungi; Ascomycota; Sordariomycetes; Hypocreales; Clavicipitaceae
Exons: 4
Coding region: 1-1443 (480 amino acids)
Biological process (GO): ergosterol biosynthetic process
Cellular component (GO): endoplasmic reticulum membrane
Molecular function (GO): Delta24(24-1) sterol reductase activity
Source: RefSeq, a predicted model, not a curated record